This is a messenger RNA of Sitodiplosis mosellana (orange wheat blossom midge), 507 nucleotides long. Its product is annotated as atlastin-like. The annotation marks the transcript as partial. The transcript is spliced from 2 exons. The record is from RefSeq and is a predicted model, not a curated record. NCBI's taxonomy places the organism in Eukaryota, Metazoa, Arthropoda, Insecta, Diptera, Cecidomyiidae. Gene Ontology annotation, biological process: protein homooligomerization; endoplasmic reticulum organization. Gene Ontology annotation, molecular function: GTPase activity; GTP binding.
UAUAAAAAGCACGAUGUGACCGAUUGGCUCGAUGAAACAGGAAACAACAGCAUAUCAAAUGGAUUCAAAUUCAAAGGUGAUCGGCAGCGUCAAACUGAUGGUAUUUCGAUAUGGUCGGAUAUUUUCACCCAUGGUUUCCCAAAUGGAGACAAAGUCGCAAUAAUUUUGAUGGACACACAGGGUAUUUUCGAUGAUCAAGGAAUGGAAGAUUUAAGAAAGGGAAUAGCCACGAGCUUCCAAGAGAUCGGUGCAUACCUAAUGCCAUUUCCUUUUUUAAAAAUUGCACAUUCACAAAACUUCACCGGUGAUUUGAAGGAAGUUUUACCAAAAUUCAAGACAACUACAAAAGCAUUGAUGGAGUCACUUUUUGCCCCUGAAAAUCUCAUUGUUAAGCAAGUCAACGGACAGAAAGUGCGAGCACAAGAUGUGUCACUGUAUUUACAAGCUUACACAGACCUCUACAGUAGUAAUUACACCGCACUUCCGGAUCCAAAUUCGGUUUUGAUG